AUGCUUCAUCUGGUGGUGUGGUUGUUCAUCAUUGUGACGUGCUUAGAUCGGGCCAAUGUUGCUGUUCACGGGAAAUGCGACGACAAGAAUGAGACAGCAGUGAGUGAACUCAAAACUGACGAACCAACCAAGAAAAGGAACAGGGAGGAGACGAGCGAAAACAAUUUGGAUGUCAACCAGGAUGAAUCCACGUACGAGGAAGAGACGACUGACGAUAUUUCUGAAGUCACAACUCGGAAAAAUCCAAUGGCGAAAAGGAAGACAAAGAUGGAAAGGGAUACAGAUAAUGACGCAGUAAACCUCAUAAUGGACUUUGCCCAAAUAUCAGACACAGUUAUCCAUUUGAUCAAGGAAAAGUACAUGAGUGCAAAAACACCAUUCGGGAAAAUGAGAGAUCUUCCCGGUAGAGAAGGAAGACUCUUCAACAUGCAGAAACGAAUGUUUUUAGAGCUACCCCCAGCAGCAAGAAAAUUCAUUAAUUCAGUGUUCAGCUAUGCAUUUUUACAGUUGGAUGGGAAAAUGACAAAAGAGCAGUCCGCUCAAGCAGUGCUGAAAAAAUACCGCAAACUCAGUUAUAAGACAUGCAGCACACUAGACGAAAGUCUUUUUGAAGAUAUCGUGGACGAUCUU
Molecule: messenger RNA, 630 nt
Organism: Ostertagia ostertagi
Lineage: Eukaryota; Metazoa; Nematoda; Chromadorea; Rhabditida; Trichostrongylidae
Source: the annotation of a GenBank genome assembly